AUGCAGACGACCUUGUCAUCCUUAUGGCUCGGCGCUUCGGUCGAUGCAGCCACACACGACGACGGCAGCUGCCACAUUCACCAUGAUCCCGUCGCCGUCUACCUCUCCAUCUUCUUGUGUGUCGGUAUCGUCGUCUCGUACCUCCCACAGAUCUUCCGCAUCAUCCUGAAAAAGUCGUCACAGGGCUUCUCGCCCUGGUUCCUCCUGCUCGGCGCGACCUCAAGCGCUUCCAGCUUCCUCAAUGUAGUUGCACUCCAGUGGGGCAUCGUCAGUUGCUGCCCUUCCUUGCCAGCCUUGGAGUGUACCGAAUCGCUGCUGGGCAUCGUGCAAGUUGGUUUACAGUGGAUCAUGUUUGCCACUGUGUUUGUGCUGUUUCUCAUUUACUACCCUGUAGACCAGAGGUACGAACGCGCCAUCGCACUGCCGCCUGAGCGUGAUCACACCGAUCGUCGCCUUCGUGCCCAGGCCCGCAAAGCAGCCCGUAGAGCCGCCGCCGAAAGACAGGCUGCAGCUAGUGCAUCCAGCAACCAAGAAAGAUUGGCAGCGCCCGUUCGCACCUCACGAAACCUUGUGAGCGCUUCGGCCGACGAUGCUUCUUCCGCCGGCUCGGAAAACUCGGAUCUCGAUUCGGUCGACAGCCACAUUGCGCAGAACUACACCACUCAAACUCCCAAGGCCGGCGAUGACACUUCUUCGGACGAGGCUCACGAUCAGGAGCGCGAGGAUGAUUUCGAUCCCGAGGCUCUGUCGCACCCGGAUCAUUCGGCCAUCUCCAUCUCCAGGAGAGAUGCCAGCAGCAGCGCCUUUUCACGUCUCGCUCCUACCUUUUGGCCCAUGUGGAAGGCUCCUAACGGCGAAACUGCUCAAGCUCCGGGUCGUGGAAGUCAACGAGCCGAUAGUCGUGGUGUCCUCUCCAAUGCUCCUCGCGGCAUGCAGAGAAUCGAACGACAGAGGCGCGCCAAGCUCGGCAAGAGAUUGCUCCGCACCCGCAAGCGUCGCACUGAAGAGUGGAGUCUGGCGCUCUCGCUCGCCUGGGUGGUGCUAAUCCACUUCAUCUUCAUCAGCACCAUCACGUUCUUGCUCGUCAGCUCUCUCCCGAGCAAGUCCUUUCCUCCUCCAGAAGAGGUCUCGGCCCUCUCGAGCUGGUCGCAAGCGGUGGGCAGCGUGUCGACUCUCACUCUUAACAGGCCUUCUUCGCGCCUGCUCGUGUCCCGCUGGGCCGCCUUCCUUGGCAGCUCGGCAACGAUCCUUGCUGCCGGCCAGUACCUCCCACAGAUUGUGUACACCGCGCGCUCCAAGCUGGUCGGUAGCUUGAGCAUCCCCAUGAUGUGCCUGCAGGUGCCCGGAAGCGCUGUGUUUGUCUACUCGCUCGCCCUGCAGCCAGGGACCGACUGGUCGUCGCUUGCCGCUUACGUGCUCACGGGCGUAUUGCAGCUUGUCUUGCUCGUGCUCUGCGUAGCUUGGCGCAUCCGUCAGCGACGCGCAGGCAUCGACGACUUUGGUCGUCCGCUUGCUCCCGUCUCUCCAUAA
Molecule: messenger RNA, 1530 nt
Organism: Sporisorium graminicola
Lineage: Eukaryota; Fungi; Basidiomycota; Ustilaginomycetes; Ustilaginales; Ustilaginaceae
Exons: 1
Coding region: 1-1530 (509 amino acids)
Source: RefSeq, a predicted model, not a curated record